GGUAUGAAUAAAAUGUAAACAAACCGCUGGAAUGAUGGAAAUUGUAUUUUAAAUUACUUUCUUCGGAAAAGUUUGAGACUUAUUUCAAAGAAUGAAGUUAUUUUAAAAGAUUUUAUGAACUUCAAAUAGAAUCAUGGUUGAAGUUACCAAAGCGAAUUUUGAAGAAAUCUUGCCUCAAGUUGAGAGCUCCAUUUGGAAUGCUUCUUUUAUUGCCAUGGAUACAGAAUUCACAGGAUUAACUUUGGAGAACUCAAAUGAAAUUAGGUUAUUUGAUACAUUGGAUUCAAGGUACCAAAAACUGAAAAGCAGAGCUUCAAAUUUUAUCCCAUGCCAAAUUGGUUUGUCAACUUUUACAAAACAUCAAAACAAAAAUCUCUAUUUGGUUGAAACUUUUAUCUUUUAUGUUCGUCCUUGUUUGUCUGGCUCUUGUGAUAAGCGCUUCAUGUUUCAGGCUUCUGCUGUGGAUUUCCUAUGUAAAUAUGACUUCGAUUUUAACAAAUUUUUUAAAGAAGGAAUUCCUUACAUCAAUGAAGCUCAAGAACAUCAACUUCAUGAGGAAAUUAAAGAUGGUACCAUUCAAUACACUUAUAGAAAUUUGAUGGACUUGAGUUCUAGAAGAAAACUAGAUGUGCAAAUUAAUUCAUUUGUAAAUAUGACAAGUAUUCCCAAAUCUGUAAAGAGCUGUGCAGGAGAUGAAUCUGCAAAGGAAGUAGAGCAGUUAGUUUUGGAACAAGAUAGCUUAUGUCCUGUGUAUUUCCAAUUGAAUGAGUUAAGGUACAAGUAUCCUUCUCUGUGGGCAUAUGCUGAAAAUAAUAAAAUAAUAGUAAAAAAAGUUUCUCCAGAACAGAGAAAAGAAUUUGAAAGUCAACUUCAAAGUGAAGAAGAACUGCUCUUGAAUUACUUUUUGGGAUUUACAAAAGUGUUUAGGAUACUUAAAAAGGCAAAAAAGCCAAUGGUUGGCCACAAUGUUCUUAUGGAUUUGUUAUUGUUCAUGAAUAGCUUUCAUAAUCCCCUGCCUGAUACUUAUAAAGAGUUUAAAAAAGAACUGCACUCUUUAUUUCCUGUAUUAUAUGACACAAGGCAUAUAUGGAGGCAUGUGAAGAAGCAUUAUAAACUGAAGGACAUUCCAAAGCAAUGUGGUCUUUUUGAAUUGCAAGAAAUGUUUCAGAGACUUCCCAAAGCUCUUGCAACAUUAUAUUCUCCCGAUUUCCAGCAUUGCAAUGGGGAGAAAUAUCUUAAUGGAGAGUUUCCUCACGAGUCAGGAUAUGAUUCUUUCGUGACUGGUUGGGUGUUCUUGAAAAUUUGUCAUGUUUUAGCAAUGCAAAAUAUUAAAAGUACUGUGCAUGCUGAACCACAGACCUUGAAACAACACUUGAAAGCUGUCCAGCCAUUUGUGAAUAAAUUAAAUAUUGGAAGGUCUAGAGAAUUUUAUAUUGAUGUAGAAAAUGCUGAUCCAAUGCCAGUUGUACCGGAUCUGCUUCAUAUCAGUCGAAAGGAUGGGAAGCCUAUUUUAAAUCAAACCCAACUCUCUAGGCUUCUGAAUAACUAUGGAAUGAUUGAUGUGAAACUCUUGAGCAACAAGAAAGGAGCUGUUAUUGCUGUCGGAAGUCUUGGCAGUUAUAAAGAUAUAUUAAGAGGCUUUGGAAAAAAUGAUGAAUUUGUAGUCACAAAGUACAGCGUUCUUAAGCAUACCCCUGCCAUCCAAUCUGCACUUUGGUUGACUGUAGCAGGAACAAGUUGUGUGGUUGCAUUUCUUGUCUUCAAACUGUUUUCCUGAUAAUAAUCUCAUGUUAAAUUAAAUAAUUAUUGUAAAAUGUAAUGUUUUAAUACAUUUAUACGAAUCAAGUAUUUCAAUUUUGUUAUCAGUAUUUUCAAUAUUUUUACUGUAUUCUUGCCUUGAAUGAAUUUGAAGUAAUA
Messenger RNA from Uloborus diversus, 1917 nucleotides. Its product is annotated as pre-piRNA 3'-exonuclease trimmer-like. The coding region runs from base 134 to 1777 and encodes 547 amino acids. NCBI's taxonomy places the organism in Eukaryota, Metazoa, Arthropoda, Arachnida, Araneae, Uloboridae. Gene Ontology annotation, biological process: nuclear-transcribed mRNA poly(A) tail shortening. The record is from RefSeq and is a predicted model, not a curated record. Gene Ontology annotation, cellular component: cytoplasm; endoplasmic reticulum. The transcript has 23 exons. Gene Ontology annotation, molecular function: RNA binding; poly(A)-specific ribonuclease activity.